UGGUGUCGAUUCCAGCGUGAUCCUCUAAACUUAAAACUAAAUUUAACAUCAGUGUAUCCUUGUCAUUCUCUAUACAGAAUGAAAAGGACAGACUGAUGUUAAAUUUAGUUUUAAGUUUAGAGAAUCACGCUGGAAUCGACACCAGUAUCAGUAAGUAUAGGUACUCCGUUAUAUUCCUACCUCGGUAAAACCAAGACAAUAUAGUUAUAAUUAAGAAAAACAUAAUCAUCAACACCAACCGUUUUAAAUCGAAAAAAUGGUUUAUUUCGGUUUUAAACGGUUUUUUUCGUUUUAAACGGAUUGCUUUAAUUGUUUUUAAACCGGCCUUACAUCUAUAAUCCCGAUACAAUGUUACAUUAUCUUCUACUUACUAUGUAAUUUUGGUCUUUUCUUUCAAAGAAGAUGGUUCAAAAGUGCAGUCGGUUUCCGGCAGCGAUGAAAUAUAUUUUAUUUAAAAACUCGUUUUAUAUUAUAACAUGAAAAGAUACUUUUUUUUUAUUUAUCUCCGAUUAAUUUUAAAUAGUGUUCAAAAUUUAAUAAUAUAUUAAGGAUUGUGGCCACUCUGUCAUAAAUGACUGUGAAACACUCAGAAAUGGUUUUGUGAGAAAAUAAUCAUGUUGUCUGUUUACGUUACGCUUUUAAAAUCUCAGACAGUUAUUUAUAAGGAUAAUAAUCCGGGCGAGGUGAGUACUAAAGAUCUUGCUUGGUGUCAACAGGUGGCGGUGCGCGUGCGACCGCUACGUGCCGACGAAGGCUCCCGCAUCGUGCACGUGGUUAGCGAUAAGAUAUUGGUGUUGGAGGAGGAAGCGGACUACAGACGCGACGUCUUGCGCCAGCGCAGGCUGAACGACAAGCAGUAUGUCUACGACAGAGUUUUUGGCGAAGACAGCACGCAAGUACGUCAAUUUUCAUAACGUUCCGUCAUUUCGGGAAAACAUACGAUGAUUGUGAUAACGUCUGAAAACUCUUAGGUGCAUUACGAUUCCUUUCAUUAAAUUUUUUGUCAGUGCUUUUUUCUUAAUUAUGUUAAACAAUAGCUUGGUGAACUAAACAAAUAUUAGAUGUAAUGUUGUUCAAAACAACGCAGUCUUGAUGUUCGUAAAUGGUCUCUAUUUAUGGUGUAGGUAACCAGUGCGAUUACGAUAUUUUAUAUAUCUAUCAAAAAACCAUCUACAUUAUGGUAGGCAUUUCUAUUUCUUUAUACUAGGAGGAAGUGUAUGAAGCUGUCUGUGCUCCACUGGUGGACGACACCCUACGCGGAUUCGCUGGCGCCAUAUUCGCGUACGGGGCCACGGGGGCCGGCAAAACUCACACCAUGACUGGGUUGAUGACGCGAGCACUCAACAGACUCUUCACUGCUAUCACUGAAAGUGCCAACCCAAAAGCAUACGAGGUGAAAAUGUCGUACAUUGAAAUCUAUAACGAAAACAUAAGAGACCUGCUGAAUCCCGGCGGACCGCUGGAGUUGCGCGAUGAGGGUAGUGGAGCGCCGGUGGUGGCGGGGCUAAGCGAGGUGGAAGCAACGAGUGCUGCUCACGUCUGCGAGCUGCUGACGCGCGGCGACCGAGCCCGCACCGCUGAACCGACUCAUGCCAACCAGCACUCUUCAAGAGGACACGCUUUGUUGAGUGUGACAGUAAGCACGCCAGUCGAAGGUGGUACACAGCGCGGACGCUUGUUCCUCAUCGACUUGGCGGGCUCGGAGCGUGCUGGGCUGCGCGCGCGCCGUCUCGAAGGAGCACACAUAAAUCGCUCCCUGCUCGCACUUGGCAACUGUAUUAUGGCAUUAUCAGGAGGAGCCAGGUACGUCAACUACCGAGAUUCCAAGUUGACACGGCUCCUGAGGGAGGUGUUGGGCGGUCGGUGUCGCACAGCGAUGGUGGCGCACGUCGCGCCUGGUUCUGCCCAAAAGGAGACCACACGCUCCACACUGCAUUACGCACAACGAGCCUCUUCUAUUACCAACAGAGUGGAACGAGAGAUGGUGGAAACUCCUAUGCAUAUGUCCCAGUACCGUAGUGUAAUAUAUGAGCUACGAGAGGAAAUAUCCAGGCUUAAGUCGAAAAUGAAAGGCGAUUCUGCAAGAUCCAAAGAUGAUUUUACACAACCGCAGCAAACAGAAGAAUUAACAAAAGAGGAGAGUGCAGAAAACGCAGCACAUUUGAAAUCCUUGAGGGAAUCAAUUGUGUCUACUUUCAAGCAGCAGAUGCGACUACGUCGGCGGCUUAUGGAGCUUGACAGUCACCUUCUGGGGCUUGCUCUGGAUGCGGAAAGACAACACGCAGCCAUCUCGCACUGGGAAGCUAGAUUCAACCGAUUAUACAAACCAAUUAGCUUAUCCGGAUCAAGAUUAAGCACACAACAAAGUUACAGAGGUGGUACGGGGUCGGUGACGAGUGGCAGCGAGCGUGCGGAGGCAGAGGUGGCAGUGGAGCAGGCGUGGGCUGAGCUGGCGGCGGUAGAGCGCGAACAGGAGGCGGCGCGGACGGAGCGCGCGCGUGUCGAGAGGCAGCUCGAGCAAGUGCGGCUGAGAGGCGCGCAGCUAGAACAGGAACUACCAGCACGAAUCAACAGCGGCCCAGAGCGCGAAGUAUUGGCGCUAGUGUGCCGUGUUCACGAAUUAGAAGCGGACAAACUAGCGCUGCAGGGCGAACGUGCUGCCAGGUCUCAUGAGCUGCGCCGCCGGGAUUUGGCGCUGCAGCGGCGGGACUCGCAGCGCAGGCUUUCUGAUGAGAUCAUCACACGACAACGGCGAGCACUCGAAGAAAUGGGAAUCGGUAUACCUUCGGAACUGAGCCAGCUGUACGAGUUAUACCAACAGGAGAUACACGCUUCCACCUACACAGAGAGCAAUGACGUCUACUCCCCAUCUUAUAAAUUGCCGCCUAUUUCUACAAGUUUGUCUGAGCUCGCGUGGUCGGAGAGCUCGAGUGGGUCGGGGCGCGGCUCGAGCUCGGGCUCCGGUGGAACCCUGGCGCUCGACCGCCGCUUGCCGCGCCUCGCACCUACACCCCGCCCCCGGACCAGCCAAGCGAGUGCAGCCACUAUGAAACGGUAUUCCAGUGACGACAGCCUUGUGAUGGUGGCACCACGAGCAGGCGAUGCCGCCGCGCCUUGAAACUGCAGCCGGUGAAUCUUCUAAAGGAUCUUAUCAGUACAAAAAUGUGGGGUCAAUGGUUUAUGGUUUGUCGUUUUCCUGUACUUGUCUGAUUUAAACGUUGCAUCAUCGUCGUCUGCAAUUUCGAGUUAAUGUAAGCUACGUGAGCGUAAUAAACGAGUACCAAAAUUGGAAAAAUAAUGUAACAGAGCAUUCCAAAAAAGAAGUCCCUUAUUAAUGGCGGCGCUACUGUUGAUCUUUUGAAUAUUUUUUUCGGGUAGAACUUUUAACAUUUCAGCCUUUAACUACAGCAAAAUAAAUAAUUGUAUAAAAGUUAUAUCGAUUUCCAACAAUGGCAAAACUAUAACAGGAUGAUCUUGAUUCUUUUAUAAAACGAAUUGAACUGAUAGGCUUUCACAAUAAAAACAACAUAUGGCGUCUGAUUUAAAUUAUAUUAGCUAUGUACAAUGGCUGGCUAUGUACAUUUAACAGUAUGGCCUAUAAUAUCUAACUAGCAGCUUUAAUAUAACUUUAUAUUUUAUUAUAAUAUUCAUAUUUUCAGUAUAGACAUAGCAAAAAUUUUUGAUUGUCUAUUCCAACAAAUUAUUUCGCCAUUUUUGUACGAUAUGACAAGAAAUCUUGACGGUGCUUAUCAAAAAAUAAUAGAGCAUAACGUAAAUGUGGUAGGUAUGUAAUUUCGUUGGUAUGUAUAAAUCAAUGACAGGAGGUAUAUUAACUAAUUAAUAAAUAAUAAAUAAAUAAAUAUUUCCAACACUCAUACCAAUUAGCCUAGCCCCAAAGUAAGCACUAUAAGGCUUGUGUUAUGGGAUACUAGGGUAACGGAUAGAAUACACAUACUUUACAUAUAGAAGUAUAUUUAUAUAGAAAUACAUAUUUAAACAUCCAUGACUGGAGUACAAAUGCUCGUGUUCAUCACACAAAUAUCUGCCCCCACCGGGAUUCGAACCCGGGACCUCUCGAAUCGGCGACGCCAUGAAACCCGGCGUACAAACCACUCGGCCACGGAGGUCGUCAGUUACAUAUCGUUGCUAGUUAAAUAAAUAAAUAAAAUAAAUAUUUUCAACACUCACACCAAUUAGCCUAGCCCCAAAGUAAGCACUGUAAGGCUUGUGUUAUGGGAUACUAGCAUAACGAAUAGAAUACAUAUAUUGUACAUAUGUAAGUAUAUGUAUAUAGAAAAACAUAUUAAACAUCCAUGACUGGAGUACAAAUCAUCGCACAAAUAUCUGCCCCCACCAGGAUUCGAACCCGGGACCUCUCCAGUCGGCGACACCAUGAAACCCGGCGUAUAAACGAAUCGGCCACGGAGGUCGUCUGCUGUUUUAUAUGCUAUCCUUUGUCAACGUAGGAUAGGAUUUUUAAAAUAAUAACCAAAAUUCAGUCAUAUCGUAUUAGCGCUCACGUAGUUAAGUCAAACCCAUUAGAUAUAUAGCUUCAUGGUCAAACCUCUCUUGGAUAAACCAAAAGUUAUAUUUUAAAGUUGCCUACCAUAUUUAUUAACAUGGUUUGAAGCCAAUGUAGUCUGUGUUGUUAUAUUAGGCUCACCUUAGUGAUGUGUAUUGAUUUUAAUAAAAAAAGAAUGUGUACAAAAUGAACUGUUGUCAUUUAUAAAAACAUUUAACUAUGAACAUAAAGAAAAGUUUGUACCUUUAGUUGCCUACUUAUUUGAAUUGUACUAAAUAGUUAGUUCUUUUUGCCAGAAAUUUUAAGCAGGAUGUAAAAAUACCUUUGAGGUACUUUAUUAUGCCCGUUAUAAAAAUAAUGAACAAUUUAUACAAAAUUAGUUAUAAUGGGUUCUUAUUUUGAGCAAUUUCUCCAUGUUAGUAUUAUUAAAAUAUUUUUUUUUAGUUUUGGCAUGGUAUGUGAAAAGUUUAUGCCCACUUCCGAUUUAACUAUAUCUGUUUGUUUUGUCAUUUGUAAAUUAUUUGGUAUCUAGAUAGCUCCGUUAAUGCGUUUGGUAUAAGUAUCAUCGCAUAGAAGAUAUAGUCGUAUUUUUGUGCUUGUAAAACAAUUAAAUAUAUAAAUAAAU
This is a messenger RNA of Chilo suppressalis (striped riceborer), 5147 nucleotides long. The record is from the annotation of a GenBank genome assembly. NCBI's taxonomy places the organism in Eukaryota, Metazoa, Arthropoda, Insecta, Lepidoptera, Crambidae.